GUGCAAUUGGUUCACAUACUGAUCCGUCAUAGUUUGGUGGGUGGGUGGGGCAGAGAAGACACAGGCACACCCAUAUACUCACAUCGGCUGGGCCAGGCAUAGUCUUCUUCCUCAACUUUUAUUACUUCUUAUUUUAUCACGAUGAUGUCAUACUUGUGGAUUUUCUUACUUGCAAGUCUAACAAUUGGAGCGAAUGCGCAAGAGCUCGAUCUUGGAGAUGCACUUGGUGGAGAUGACCCUGCUCCAACACCAGCUCCAGCUCCUAAGGAACCAGAACCGCCAAAGGAUACAAAUGGAGAUGAACUGGAUCUUGGUGAUGCCUUUGACCUAGAUCCAACAAAGAAACCCCUUCCACCUCCUGAAGACCCAAAAGCACCUUCUGGAGACGAAUUGGAUCUUGGUGAUGCCUUUGGCCCAGAACCAACAAAAAAGCCCGUUCCACCACCUGAAGAUCCAAAGGCACCUUCUGGAGAUACAUUGGAUCUUAGUGAUGCUCUUGGUCCAGACCCCAAGCCUGACAAACCAGCGGUUGAGCCACCCAAAGAUGGAGGAAGCGAGGCUGCAGGGGGCUCCUUUGGAGACUCAGACCUGGUAGAUUUGGGUGGUGGUGGUAGUGACUACAAGCCAGACGGUGGCAGAGGAGGAGCACGUGCAGCAGACCCUGCGUCUGGUUCCAAUGGAGAUGGAGCUGAAGAGCCUCAAGAGGGUGGAUCUGGUCAGAUUGCAGGCAUUGUAAGUGCAGUGGGAGUGGCCAUCAUUGGAGCUGCAUCCAGCUACUUUGCCUAUCAGAAGAAGAAACUAUGCUUCAAAAUCCAAGGAGGUGAUCCAGAGAGUGCCAACAAAGACAGUGGCACCCAGGCUGAACCUCAGGUUCUCAGCAACUUGCUCAAGUCAUCCUAACUCCCUUCAGUCAAGAUUACUGAAAGGACCUGCUUCACGUACACUUUCCCCAGUUCGACAAGUGAAGACAAUGUGUAACAAAUUUCAAGGUGUUGUUUUCAACAAGCAAUACACGCUGUGAAAGUGUGUCCCGAGUUUUAAUUCGGAACGCAGAUUUCCCUCACAUGCUUUGUGGUAAAACGCUGAAGUGCAAUUUUUUUUCAUUGUAAUUUUGAUGCAGUUUACAUAUACUUUUUUCUUUUCAAUUGACCCCCAAAAGUGCCUUGUCUGCCUUUUUUGCCAGAAUACCUGUGAUAUGUUUUGACAAGCAUGCUUUUUAUACCGCUCAUCAGCUUCACUCUGAUUUCUGAGCGAGAUACUUCUGCCUUAAGAUUUGAAUGUGUUUCUGGCUGUAACGAGUUUUCUGUUAAGAAACAAUUAGAGAAGAGCACCAAAGAGCAACAGGUUAGUGUGCUGAAUGUGAACUGUUUAAAUGAACCAAUCAGGUCAAUCAUUUGAUUUAAAAUAGCGGCAUCCACAAAGGGAGCAUCUCUGAGAGCUGGAACCAGAGCAUGCUGAAUGUAGGCCUUUGAUAUGCUGGAUUAAGGUUUCAUGUCUGUUUGAAGGAUCAGUUUUAUCAAAGGGCCUAAUACUUGUAGGUUCUUAGAAAGUAUGUUUUUUUGUGGAAAUAGUGGGAGAGAGGGGGUUAGUCAGUGUGUUUUGUGUGUGUAUUUUGUUGAUUGCUGAAUUGUGUGUAUUACUAAUCAAUAGACCCAUUCCCUUAAAACCAGGGACUAUAGUUGGUGCACUAGAGGGAUAUUUAACAUUAAGUGCUGUUUUUUAGUGGUUUUGUUUUUUAAUUUUAAUUCUAUGUCCUGUAAAUACUGUUUAGGAAUAUGUAUAAAAGCAUUGACAAUUGUGUGCUCACUUGUAUGAAAAUGUCAAAUUCUAAGAGAUUCCAAAGAAAGCUUAGCUUUAAUUAACACUUUAAUUUUGGCCAUGAUUAUAAAAUCAUUGAUUUUAUUUUUUUAAACAGCAAAAGCCAAAAGCUUACUAACAAAUUGCAAGCCUAGGUAAAAUAGUUUAAUCUCUGCCAUAGUGUCAUGUGGAAAAGCCUUAAUUCUUCAAGUUUUACUAAGGUUAGUUAUAAUUCUACACUUAAUCUAAAUGUUUCAUUUUCAGCAUUGUGAAUUGUGUUGCUUCAGUUUAGACUAGUUUUGCAUUGUU
Molecule: messenger RNA, 2106 nt
Organism: Megalops cyprinoides (Indo-Pacific tarpon)
Lineage: Eukaryota; Metazoa; Chordata; Actinopteri; Elopiformes; Megalopidae
Gene: cd99
Product: CD99 molecule
Exons: 16
Coding region: 142-900 (252 amino acids)
Biological process (GO): positive regulation of neutrophil extravasation; T cell extravasation; homotypic cell-cell adhesion
Source: RefSeq, a predicted model, not a curated record